GGAUGACGUCGUUUGCUCUGCGACAGAAACACCGUGUAGCAUGUAUGUAGCAGCAACCACAAGCGGCUUUGCUGGAUUUACCUGCAGUCUGCGAGAUUAAAACGAUAAUGCGAGGUUUACUGACGACUCUGUGAGUAGUAACGUUAAGGUGUCAGCAGAACAGAGACGGCUGCAGUGUGUCGAUGACGAUGUGAGAGCCAGCCGCGUCUCGGCGGUGUCGUGGAGAGCUGUGCAUGUCCCGACUGCAGGAGGUGGAGGAGGGCAGCAGCUGUCGGUGUCCGGGAUGGAGACCUGGACCCCCAAUCCCCGAGCCAAGCCGUUCAUCCCCCGCCAACAAAGGAGCUUGUACCUCACCUGGAAAUACAAACUAACCAACAAGAGGGCGAUUCGUCGGUUCUGCCAGGCCGGUGCUGUGCUGUUUCUACUGAUAACUGUCAUAGUCAACAUUAAACUCAUCUUAGACACGAGAAGAGUAGCUAAUGAAGAUGCAGCAGCUCAAGAAUACGAGGAUGCAAUACCCAACAUGGAGACACCACGCAGGCCGGCUAAUGGACGCAAGGUCCUGGACAUUGAGGUGUACUCCAGCCGCUCCAAGGUCUACGUGGCAGUGGACGGCACCACUGUGCUGGAGGAUGACAUGCGGGAGCAGGGCAGAGGCAUCCACGUGAUAGUUCUCAACCAGGCAACGGGUCAUGUGAUGGCCAAGAGGAUUUUUGACACCUACUCUCCCCAUGAGGACGAAGCCAUGAUCCUCUUCCUCAACAUGGUGACCAGGGGUCGAGUUCUCAUCUUCACCAUAAAGGACGAGGGUACGUUCCACCUGAAGGAUGCUGCGAAGAACCUGCUGAAGAGUCUGGGCAGCCAGGUGUCCCUCAACCUCAGCUGGAGGGACAUGUGGACUCUGGUGGUGAAGAAAGGAGGUCAGUUGUACGGAGAAAAGCACUCAAAGUCUCCAGCUCUGUCCACCUGGGGAGACCCGGUGCUGCUGAAGACUGAGGUGCAGCUCACUGCCUCUGAAGAGGCAGAGUGUCACUGGGCAGACACCGAGCUGAACAGGAGGAGGAAGAUCUUCUGCAGCAAAGUGGAAGGAUACGGCAGCAUCUGCAGCUGCAAAGACCCGGCGCCCAUAGAGUUCAACCCUGACCCUCUGCCAGUCAAUAAUGUCUUUAAUGUCCCAGUGGCCGUCAUAGCAGGGAACAGACCGAACUAUCUGUACAGGAUGCUAAGGUCACUUCUUUCAGCUCAUGGCGUCAACCCGCAGAUGAUCACGGUCUUCAUUGAUGGAUAUUAUGAGGAGCCUAUGGAUGUCGUAGAGCUGUUUGGACUGAAGGGAGUCCAGCACACACCCAUCAGCAUCAAGAAUGCCAGAGUGUCCCAGCACUACAAGGCGAGUCUGACUGCAACAUUCAACCUUCACCCAGAUUCCAACUUCGCAAUUGUCCUAGAAGAAGACCUGGAUAUCUCCAUUGACUUCUUCAGUUUUCUGAGUCAGACCACCCACCUGUUGGAUGAGGAUGACAGCCUGUACUGUAUCUCUGCCUGGAACGACCAGGGCUAUGAGCACACAGCGGAGGACCCCGCCCUGCUGUACAGAGUGGAGAGUAUGCCCGGCCUGGGCUGGGUGCUGAAGAAGAGCAUCUACAAGGACGAGCUGGAGCCAAAAUGGCCGACACCUGAGAAGCUGUGGGACUGGGACAUGUGGAUGCGAAUGCCGGAGCAGAGGAAAGGCAGAGAGUGCAUCAUUCCCGACGUGUCCCGCUCUUAUCACUUCGGCAUCAUCGGCCUCAACAUGAACGGCUAUUUCCAUGAGGUAUAUUUCAAGAAACACAAGUUCAACACUGUUCCCAAUGUGCAGCUGAAGAAUGUUGACAGCUUAAAGAAAGAUGCUUAUGAAGUGGAGAUCCAAAGCCUGCUGAAGGAGGCAGAGGUACUGGACCACACUAAGAACCCGUGUGAGGACUCGUUCCUUCCAGAUUCGGAGGGGAAGACCUACGUCAUGUUCAUUAAAAUGGAGACAGAGACGGACACAUCCACCUGGACGGAGCUCGCCAAGUGCCUCCACGUUUGGGACCUGGACGUUCGGGGAUACCACAGAGGCCUGUGGCGACUCUUCAGAAAAAGGAAUCAUGUCCUUGUGGUAGCCGUGCCAAUCUCUCCAUACUCUGUGAAGAAACCAGCCAGUGUCACUCCCAUUCACUUAGAGCCUCCGCCCAAAGAAGAAGGAGCACCGGUGGAGCAGCUGUAGACCUGAUGUUACACACACACACACACACACACACACACACACACACACACACACACACACACACACACACACACUACAACCAGCCCAGGCCUUAACUCUUCUUCUUCUCUCUCCAUCAACAACCACUAAUAAUCCAGCCUGGGACUCACAACUGCAAACUGACAUUUCCUAGAUGUUGAACUUGAGUAUGAGGGGAUACUUGGGGAAAUGAAGUCCUGAUUUCUUUUCCUUUUUUUUAUUAUUAAAACAAGAGAGGGACUAACACUACAGACUGCACUACUAAAUCCGUCCAUCAGCUUGAGGAGUGACGGAGAAGCUAAAUCCAGUUUCGGUUAAACGUGACAAACUAAACGGUGAAUGACUGUCAACAGCUUUUCUGGUUCAUUUCAAUUCAAUCUGUGACUUUUCAGCCAGAAUGGUACAAAUGACUCAAACACACACUCAGCAGAAUUUAGCCACUUUUCCUCUUGGUUUGUUGUGUGUUUUUUAUAACUACUGAGUGCUUUGACCAUUUUGUACAUACGUUUUAACUUAUCUCUAUUUAUUUUACAUCUAUCAAUCAAAAAUGAUUUUAGGGGUUUGUUUGCAUUUUUAAUUUUUAAAAAAAGAUCCACUUUUAUCAAGUUAAAUGCAUUUUUUUAAGAGCCUAACGUUUACAGAUAAUGAAAUAAUAAUGUAUAUACAUGUCUAUAUAUAUUUUUUGAUGAAAAACGGUCAGCAUAUUUUUCAGCAUCAGAUCUAAGUUUGUGUGAAAGAGUUGAUAACAGCCCUGUGGGUUUUUACUAUUGUGACUGCUUGGGUCAGUUGCCUCCGAUGGGGUUUCAUUAGGGAAACACAUUUGGUGGCUGAAAGAGACAAAACUGAGACAAUAUUCACAGAUUUAGCAACAUACACCCGACUUCACUAGGUGGAGUCUUUGCAGUGCUUCUUGCAUUUAGACCACAUACACAGAACUGAAAUGUACGUCCUUUUUUUUAAAUGAGGAAAAAAUUGUAUUUAGAAACUGCUUGUAUUCCCGAAAGUUAGGUUCAAGAAAAAAUAUUGUUGGUGCCAAAAGUCCGUCAUCAGCAAUAGGAAAUUGGAAAUUUCCAAAUGCUACCCAGCCCUAGAAAAUAAAUUAUAAAAAUGUAGAAUUUUUGUUGCAUUUCUUCGCUUCAUUAUUUUCUUUUUGUUUUAGAAAUGCUGCCUUUUUAUUCUGCCAGUUGCAUGUUCCUGAAUGCAGCGUAUGUGUGAAAUCUGUGAAAAAUUUGCUUAUUCUCUCUGUGUGCAGAGGUUUGACCUCCCUCAGCCACCAUAGCAGCUGGAGGCUGGUUAUUUGCCUUAUUGUUUUUUUUCAUUGUGACCUUCAUCUGUGGUGGAAAUGUUGGGAUGUUUGUUCUGAAAUGUCAUCGGCCAGUUGUCACCAACCAAAUUGAUUCUCCAAGAUGUGACAGUUAAAAUCUUUAGAUGGAGGCUCAGCGUGAUCGUGGUCGCUGCUUUUGUUUUAGUUCCGUUAUUUCAAAAUCAACAUAAAUAUCUUGUUUUUUUUCGUCUGAGUUAAGUUAUUUUUGUCAUUCUUAUAUUAAACUUUAAAUAUUAUUUAACCAUUCUUAUCUGGAGAUGAGAGAUUCAAAAUCAUAAUUUAUCCAGAUCUCUUAAUUAUGAGAUACUAAGUUACAUCUUCAACAUUUUCUUUGUAUAACGCAGAAUGUUUUUAAUGAGUAUUUGUGUGUUCAGAAGACUACAUAUUUACCAUUUGAGAGUACCACUUAUCAGCAGUAUUACAGCCCGUGUCGUGACUGAAUUAAUCUCCAUUUGUGUCCUGGAAAUUUCAGACUCUGCCUGCUGUUUAAGCUACUUUUUCAUUUCGCUCUAAUUUUAUGUACAUGUGUGCUUCUCUUUGUUUAAUCGAGAGGUUAAAACAAAAUCAUUGUCUCCCCAGAAAUACAGCUAAUUUUGUUAAAAUGCUGUGAGAUCAUUUGGAAAAUACUGGGAGGUACGCUGAAUGUGUGACAAUGAGGAUCCGUGGACAUAAUGUUAGUUUCUGAUGCGGUUUGACAUGUAUAAGUUCCUUUUUAUCUUUUGUCAUGGAAAUGAAUAAAGAUGUUUUUUACUGAGGA
Micropterus salmoides (largemouth bass) is the source of this 4344-nucleotide messenger RNA. RefSeq names its product protein O-linked mannose N-acetylglucosaminyltransferase 1 (beta 1,2-) (gene pomgnt1). The record is from RefSeq and is a predicted model, not a curated record. Gene Ontology annotation, biological process: protein O-linked glycosylation via N-acetylgalactosamine. Gene Ontology annotation, cellular component: Golgi membrane. The transcript is spliced from 22 exons. Lineage: Eukaryota; Metazoa; Chordata; Actinopteri; Centrarchiformes; Centrarchidae. Gene Ontology annotation, molecular function: beta-1,3-galactosyl-O-glycosyl-glycoprotein beta-1,3-N-acetylglucosaminyltransferase activity. Bases 284 to 2245 code for a protein of 653 amino acids.